CACAGAUAUUGUGGCAGAUCCCAGAGCAAAGGUUCCAUGUGAUAGUGCAUUGAUAUUUUCUCCAUAAAAUCAUCGAUCAUAUUCUAAUGUUGCGAGCUAUCCCACAAAAAUGCAUAGGUGUAGAAGGGCAUCCAGCAGGGGAUUCAAGUAGACUUAUUACUGGAAGUGCCGACCAGACUGUAAAGCUAUGGAAUGUUAAGACCGGCAGUGUCCUGUUCACAUUCCAAUUGGACUCAACAUGUAGGUCUGUUGAGUUCUCAGUUGGUGAUAAGCUUGCAGUAGUUACCACUGACCAUUUCAUUGAGCUUCCUUCUGCUAUACACGUAAAGAGAAUAGCUACAGAUCCUGAUGAACAAUCUGGUGAAUCUGUGCUCACCAUUAAGGGUCCCGUGGGAAGGAUCAAUAGGGCUGUUUGGGGGCCAUUGAAUAAGACUAUUAUUAGUGGCGGUGAAGACUCUGUUCUUCGUAUUUGGGAUGCUGAGACAGGAAAACUACUUAAAGAGUCUGAUGAGAAAACUGGUCACACAAAGGGGAUUACCUCUCUAGUAAAAUCUGUAGAUGGGUCACACUUCAUAACUGGUUCAUUAGACAAAUCAGCAAAGCUUUGGGACAUCAGAACCUUGUCACUUCUCAAAACAUAUGUGAGUGAACGCCCAGUGAAUGCUGUUGCCAUGUCACCACUCCUGGACCAUAUUGUGCUUGGAGGUGGUCAAGAUGCAGUAAAUGUGACAUUAACUGAUCAUCGGGCUGGGAAGUUUGAGGCUAAAUUCUAUGAUAAGAUUCUUCAGGAAGAGAUUGGCGGUGUCAAAGGGCACUUUGGACCAAUUAAUGCGUUGGCAUUCAACCCUGAUGGGAAAAGUUUUGCAAGUGGCGGUGAAGAUGGGUACGUGAGAUUGCAUCAUUUCGACGCCGAUUACUUCCACAUCAAGAUUUAAGGUUCGUUCGCACAACUCGUUGAAUUCCAGAACACUUCCCAGAUUUUGAUGACUUCUUUGGUUCUCACUUUUACCAGCUUUUGAUCACUUUUUUUAUGGUUUAUUUUGGUUUGAAAGAUCUUGUAGAGAGGUGAACUGUGUUUGGUGGGUUUUCUCCCUACUGAAAAAUUUAAUGUAAUGUGUAAAAUUAUUCCUGAAAUUCCAUUAAUAACUUGAAUUCAGUGGGAUUCUUAUGUUGCUGUUUUAUUAAUGAAAACGGUUUCUACUC
This is a messenger RNA of Cuscuta campestris, 1203 nucleotides long. NCBI's taxonomy places the organism in Eukaryota, Viridiplantae, Streptophyta, Magnoliopsida, Solanales, Convolvulaceae. The record is from the annotation of a GenBank genome assembly.